Molecule: messenger RNA, 828 nt
Organism: Trypanosoma rangeli
Lineage: Eukaryota; Euglenozoa; Kinetoplastea; Trypanosomatida; Trypanosomatidae
Product: glycosyl transferase-like protein
Exons: 1
Coding region: 1-828 (275 amino acids)
Source: RefSeq, a predicted model, not a curated record
AUGCUGCACUCUUCUUUCAGGCGACUUCACAUUUUUGAUGCAUGCUAUGUGCUCAACCUUGACCGCCGACGGGAUCGCUGGGCACAUGUCCAGCGGCAAACAGCCCGAGCUGGGCUUGAAAAAUUUCUGAAGCCACUUGCAAAGGUUACCAGGGUGAGUGGCGUCGAUGGAAACGCUCUCGAUGUGGAGGCGUUAUAUCGGGAGGGUGUUAUCACAGAUCUUGGUUAUACCCGAUUUCUGCUUCCCAUGGAAGAGAAACUGUUUGGAAUGGACCUAACACGCGGUGCCAUUGGGUGUGCACUUGGGCAUCGCAAGGUAUGGGAUAUGAUUGUGGCGGAGCGCCGUGCAUGUGCAUUGGUACUUGAGGAUGACGUGGAGUUUCACCACAAGUUUAGCCGGCUGCUGGGGCCACUGUGGGAACGGGUACCCGCAGGUUGGGGUAUUGUGCAUCUCGGUGGACUGGAUCUUCUCGCCACUGGGAAGCCUCCUCGUCCAUUUAUUGAUGACGGCAUUCGUCUCGCGUAUCAAGGUCAUCGCGAACUCACCGCGUACGUUCUGCAUCACGCCUCUGCGAAGCGUUGUCUCGAGCUGACAACGCCAAUGACAUGGCAGGUGGACACGCAUAUUAGCAGUAACUUGGAGUCUGAUCCUGAGGCACAGGACGAGUAUAUUGCAGACCCCAAGACGUAUGUGUUUCAGCCAUCUCUUGCGAUUCAAAUCACAUCCUUGGGGACUGAUGUGCAGAAGCGACCGUCCGAAAACCCUUCACUCGAGGAUGCCGCACGGCGUAUGCGUGAGUUUAUUGGCGGAGGAACCUCUGUGCGUUGA